Peronospora farinosa is the source of this 558-nucleotide messenger RNA. The record is from the annotation of a GenBank genome assembly. NCBI's taxonomy places the organism in Eukaryota, Oomycota, Peronosporomycetes, Peronosporales, Peronosporaceae.
AUGGAGAUUAAAUUGGUACAAGAAACCGCUCGAGUCAGUGCUGCCGAAGAUCGCCUGGCUGCAGAAAUAGAGACUCGAGCUUCCUUGGAAGAGCGAAUUCAGUCCCUGCAAUGUCGCUACGAAUUAGUUUUGGGCGAUACACUUCCGCCACUUUCGACCCACACCACAUCACGUAUGGACCGUGAUCAACCUUCACCUAUUAAUUCUGAAAACCUUUCGAUUAAUCUGGCUCAUGAAGAAGCUCAAGUGCCACUUCCGACCAAUAAUUCUGUGCCACCGCACACCCAACGGUUGUCAGCACCGACACAAAACACACCACCACCGCAGGUAUCAGGUUCAUCUCCAGGACUAGCUCUAUCUCAAAAUUUAGCUGCAGACCCAAGUUUUCCAUCGCCAGCUUCAAGUCCUGUCCUCAUACCUCCAGUGCUAGCGCCACAUACGGAACUCCGGAUCAAGGAAGUCAAGUGUGAGAUGUUUACCGGCAAGGAUAAAUACCCUGGUCUUGGGGGCGGCUUUGAUCUUUUUAUGCGCAAAUUUGAACAAGCCAUUCUAAGUUAA